Molecule: messenger RNA, 906 nt
Organism: Malaya genurostris
Lineage: Eukaryota; Metazoa; Arthropoda; Insecta; Diptera; Culicidae
Exons: 2
Coding region: 109-906 (265 amino acids)
Source: RefSeq, a predicted model, not a curated record
CGCUGGUUCAUUCAUACGUGAAAGGGCAGUGAUCGAGGAUGGUCUGCUAGUUCAGGUUUAUGGUAAUAAUUAUAGUCUCUUAGACGCGCGGAGUGUUGCAAGUGCAAAAUGUGGAAAAGCUUGUUCAUACUGGCGAUAGGAUGUUUCGUUGCUCUUCGGGCAAAAAGUGUGCCGAAAGAAGCGACGGAAAUUGCGCCAAAGAAACAAUUUUGGAAAAACGGUUACGAGUACUCAACGAUACCGCUAAGCGAGAAUUUCAGUCACGGCAGACGAGUUGGUUGUAAAUGCCCAUCCAAGCAGCGCUAUUCCAGAACGCCAAGAAUAAGAACCAUCAUCCGGAGGAACGAUGUUGCGUUAGAAGAUUCUGAAGAAAUUAUGGAGAGUAUGUUGGAAAGAUAUUUAUUGCAAGUUUUCAUGAGGAAAGGACUUUUGCCGCUGCCGAAAAGUUAUAACCAGAACAAUAAUGCUAGAAGCCACUCCCGUACCCAGAAACAGAUACAACAGCAGCUACCAGCAUUCCAGCACGAAAGAGCCGUAUAUUCCGAUGAGGAAAAUUACAGAAUGUCUCAUAACAGUCGAUUCUACAGUCAGGAACCGGUGCCGGGACAGUUGCUUUAUCCGCCAAUCUCACCGAAAGUUCAUUCCAUGGUGCGGGUUAGUCCGAGUGGACCGACGACCAAUUUGUCCAAGCCACGCUACGUUUCUUCGAUGCUCAUUCCACAUUUUCUAAAUAACACGAUUGCGAAGCCAAACGAAUCAGUACGGAAUAUUCUUCGAAUGAACACGACUGAGGUGGAGAGUAGUUCCGUUCCGCCUAAAAGAGUUAGAUACGGUAAGAAUGCAGGAUACAUUAACAUAGAGAACAUUACUCAAAAAGUUCGUUCGAUAAAUAAAACCAAUGUUUAG